CCGCCUCCUUUUCCUUCUUGAGACGCGGCUGUCAUCACAAGAUAAGUCUGGUGUUCAGGGUUUUUUUUUCGUUAGGGACAUUUUCAGAAAGCUAGCUCGUCCUCCUCGUUGUCCCGUGUUUAUCUAAGUCCCCGGUUUGGAGCGGAAUGGCCCGGUGUCUGUCGCUCUCCCCGGUAGCCGUGUUGGCCCUCGGCGCGGUUCUGGUAGCGGCCAGUGAUGUACUCGAGCUCGGGGACUCGGACUUCGACAGCACAGCCAGCCAGCAAGAGACCAUGCUGGUGGAGUUUUUCGCUCCUUGGUGCGGUCACUGUCAGAAGCUAGCUCCAGAGUAUGAAGCAGCUGCCACCAGGCUGAGGGGAGUGGUAGCCCUGGCCAAGGUUGACUGUACAGCUAACUCUGAGACCUGCGCUAGGUUUGGGGUGAAUGGCUACCCCACCCUGAAGAUCUUCAGGAAUGGAGAGGAAUCUUCGGCCUAUGAUGGGCCCCGAUCUGCAGAUGGGAUUGUGAGCCACAUGAAGCAGCAGGCUGGCCCCAGCUCAGUGGAGUUGAAGACUGUUGAGGAUCUCGACCGGCUCAUCCACAGCUUCGAUGCCAGCGUGGUCGGGUUCUUCUCGGAUGCCGGCAGUGCCCAGCUGGCAGAGUUCCUGAAGGCUGCUGCGGUGCUGAGAGACAGCUACCAAUUUGCCCACACCAGCACCCCGGAGCUGCUGCACAGGAACCAGAUCCAAGGAGAAGCCGUUGUGCUGUUCAGACCUCCUCACCUCAACAGCAAGUUUGAGGACAGCUCUGUGCGAUACACUGAGGCUAUCUCCACCAGCAGCCUGCGCAGAUUCAUCAAGGAGAACAUAUUUGGUAUGUGCCCACACCUGACCAAUGAGAACAAGGAGCAGCUGAUGGGGCGGGACUUGCUGACUGUGUUCUUCGAUGUGGAUUACCUGCGCAACCCCAAGGGAUCCAACUACUGGAGAAAUAGGGUGAUGAAGGUUGCCUCUAGGUUCGUGUCGGAGGGGAUGCCUCUGAGCUAUGCGAUCGCGGACCGCUCUGACUUCUCGUACGAGGUGUCUGAGUUCGGUCUGGGGGCCACGGAGGGGGAGCUCCCCGUCGUCACGCUGCGCACUGUGGCCGGGGAGAAGUACGCCAUGCAGGAGGAGUUCACGCGUGACGGGAAGGCUCUGGAGAGAUUCCUGGAGGAUUAUUUUGCCAGGAAGCUGAAGCGCUACAUGAAAUCAGAACCUGUCCCGGAGAACAGCGACGGGCCCGUCAAGGUGGUGGUAGCAGAGACUUUUGAUGAGAUUGUCAACGACGAUUCGAAGGACGUGCUGAUCGAGUUCUACGCACCGUGGUGCGGGCACUGCAAGAACCUGGAGCCCAAAUACAACAAGCUGGGAGAGAAGCUGGCAAAUGACCCCAACAUUGUUAUUGCCAAGAUGGAUGCCACAGCCAACGAUGUGCCACCUAACUAUGACGUGCAAGGUUUCCCUGCGCUUUACUUUGUGCCCAAGGGGAGCAAGGAGUCACCAAAGAGAUACGAGGGCGGUCGGGAGGUGAGCGAUUUCAUCAACUACCUGAAGAGGGAGACAACGAGCACCCCUGUGCUGACCCCUGGAAAGGAAGAUCUGUAAACGGACGAAAGAAGAGCUAGUGAACGGCACGCGCCUGUCGAUGUGUCCACGUGCCUGUUAGCGCUGUCUGCUGUCCGUGCUUGGAGACGGAGUCACUCAAAACGAACAGCCUGUGCCGCUUAACCCUGCUGUGUGGCGCCAUUAUAAUGAACUUCCCAGAUACAGAGAAUUCAAAAACAAACAGCUCCUUAUCCAAGGAGAAUUGGGAUCCAACAGGUUACUCAUCAAUCUCUAGAAAUACUUAAUGAGGAAGAAAGGUAACUGAUGAACUGAAAACUCACCAUCUUUAAUAAUUAGUUGCAAUGUUUCGGCUUCCAUCGUCUUCAGAUAUCGUGGUAGAAAUAGCCAGGCAGACACCAGCAUCAAUCUACCUGGCUAUUUCUGCCACGAGAUCUGAACAAGAGAGAAGCUGAAACAUUGUAGCUAAUUAAAAUACUGAGUUUUCAUGUUCAUUGUUUGUGAUAGAUAAAUAGAUAGAUAGAUAGAUAGAUAGAUAGAGCUAAUGUUUUUCAGAGAUUUAUUUUGCGCUCAUCACUGUCAGAAUUGGAAGAUGUGCAUUUUAAAGUACUGUUUUAAGCAAGUAAGUGUAAAAACCAGUAAGUGAAAACUCCAGCAGACAGCAGUAACUGGAUAAUAUCGACAAAUGCGUUCCGUGUUUUUUUUUGUUUUGUUUUUUCAAAAUGAUUGUCACGGGAUACUGAAGGAGGGUGGGGCUUCUGGGACCAAUGACAAAAAGGUGAUUGGUCUAUCUGUUCAAGGGUGGAGUUUCUCAUGCAUUUGGGGAGGGGCUGAUUACAGUAUAAUUCUGUAAAUCAGCGAUUCUGUGAUUGGGGGCGCAGGCAGAGUUAAUAAAAGUAAUUUAUUUGAAGCUA
Messenger RNA from Acipenser ruthenus (sterlet), 2494 nucleotides. RefSeq names its product protein disulfide-isomerase A3-like. The coding region runs from base 147 to 1622 and encodes 491 amino acids. The record is from RefSeq and is a predicted model, not a curated record. Gene Ontology annotation, molecular function: protein disulfide isomerase activity. NCBI's taxonomy places the organism in Eukaryota, Metazoa, Chordata, Actinopteri, Acipenseriformes, Acipenseridae. Gene Ontology annotation, cellular component: cell surface; endoplasmic reticulum. Gene Ontology annotation, biological process: protein folding; response to endoplasmic reticulum stress. The transcript has 13 exons.